This is a messenger RNA of Lasiodiplodia theobromae, 951 nucleotides long. RefSeq lists its product as uncharacterized. Bases 1 to 951 code for a protein of 316 amino acids. Lineage: Eukaryota; Fungi; Ascomycota; Dothideomycetes; Botryosphaeriales; Botryosphaeriaceae. The record is from RefSeq and is a predicted model, not a curated record. The transcript has 2 exons.
AUGGCACAGCGAAGUCCGCAUCGGUCCACCUGCCCUUCAGCAGCAUCACCAAAUCCCUGUGAUGCACCUGCUCGAACAGAUGCCAAUGGAAUCGAGAGCCAACGCUUGUCAAAGCAGAGGGAAGAGUUUCGAAAGCUAUGGAUAGCGAGCACAGCGGACAGCAACCUCACUCUCUAUGGCUUCCGCCGCUUCAAGACAUCGCAUCUACUGAACCUCCGCUUCCUCGAGGCUGAGAUUGCGGAGAUAGACCAUGACUUCUACCAGGCCGGCCUGAGCUUGGACAUCGAGCCAUCGAGCGUCGAUAGACUUGGGUUGGCACACUGCAAAAAAGAUGCGCAAAUACCGGCACUAGAGGAGACGAUCUCGCGCGAGAAGAUCCUGAAAUUGCGAAGUCUGAUUAAAGAAUACGACGAUGCCUUAUCAGCAUUCAAUGCGUUAACCUCCUUUGACGCCUUCUCCCUGGUCGACAACGAAGAGCAGUGCAGCACCAGAAAGGACCUGACCUUGCACGAGAUGUACAAAUCAAGGCAGCUGAGGGUGGACAAGAGGACGCGAGACCGCAAGGACCCGCUCCAAUGCCUGAUUCACAAAUAUCUGCGGGAUUUCCGCUUUCGAAGGCUUCAGAAAAGGACGCAGCCCGGCGACGAGAGCGUAAGCGCCUUCGGUUCGGGGCAGGGGCGUACGCUUCGAAACCACGACAUGCUUGCCGCUUGGCUCGGACGCCUCGUCAUCGCCAUCAUAAGUGCCGCUUUCCUCACUGUCCCUCUGGGCGUGUUGUCUUAUGAGUCACGCAAGGGCGUACAGCUGGCUGUCGUAGCAAUAUGCAUUGUUGCCUUUUCAGCCGUGGUGUCUGUCAUGUUGAAGGCGUCGAACCUGGAGGUAAUGGUUGUGUCUGCCGGAUAUGCAGCCGUGCUUUCGGUCUUUUUCUCCAAUGCUGCGCCAGGGACCUGA